Molecule: messenger RNA, 1089 nt
Organism: Trichoderma aggressivum f. europaeum
Lineage: Eukaryota; Fungi; Ascomycota; Sordariomycetes; Hypocreales; Hypocreaceae
Exons: 1
Coding region: 1-1089 (362 amino acids)
Molecular function (GO): 1-alkyl-2-acetylglycerophosphocholine esterase activity
Source: RefSeq, a predicted model, not a curated record
AUGCAUUUCGCCCUCCAACUGUCAUUGGCUCUAACUGCGGCCGCUGGAGCCUUGCCCAAGCCUUCAGGGCCCUUCAAAGUCGGAUAUUCUGACCAUAUUAUCCCGCACGAUACUCCCAAUGAUCCCACUCCGGGACCUGGCAAUGAGCUUCUUGCUCACUUUUAUUACCCUACGAAUGAUAAGGUACAAAGGACUGUUCCUUAUUUUGAUGAGGUUGCAGCGGACCUUUGGGGAGGUUUCAUUGGACUGCCCGAUGCACCUUCGCUACUGAACCUAUCGACUGCCUUGAUAGGCAAUGCGAGCUAUCUACGAGCUCCUACUGGACGUCCAACAAUACUUUUCUCUCCAGGUGGUGGCGUCCCCGCCUGGAUGUACUACGGAUUGUUGGCGGAUUUGGCGUCUUACGGCUACGCUAUCGUUGCCAUUGAACAUCCUGGCGAGCCACCGUCGCUCAGGUGGCCCAAUGGAACGCAAACAAUCGGUUGGGAUUUGAACAAGGCCUACACAUCAGCUUUGGAUGAUCAAAUAGCCGCCUACCAUGUCAGCGAUUUGAAUGCUACUCUCUCUUGGUUCUCAUCGUUUGUCGGUAGCACUGGUGCUCCUUUUAGUACAUCACAGUAUAUUUCCCUGGGCCACAGUAUUGGUGGCGGGGCCGCAGUGUCUUUCGCUGCAGUUGAUAAGAGGUUGCAAGCCGUUGUGAAUCUCGAUGGCAUAUUCCGGGGUAAUGAAGUCGUCGUGACUGAUGUUGGUAGACCGGUCUUCUUAAUGACCAGUGUCAACCACACCACGGCGGCCGAUCCGUCUUGGAAUGUUUUUCAACAGCAUCAGACUGGAUGGUGGCAGAGCGUUAGCGUUUAUGGUUCUGGGCAUCUCGAUUACUCGGACAUCACAUCAUGGAACAGCGCCUUGGGCUUCUCCACUUUGGUUCAGACUGAUUUUGGCUUCCUUGGAGGAGUGAGAAUGACGCAGAUCAUUCAAAAGUAUGUCAAAGAUUUUCUAGCCUUUGUGGCAGGAAGCGGGAAGGGUGUUCUUGCUGGCCCGAGUCUGGAAUGGCGAGAGGUUAUAUAUGUUGGUGGAAACAACCAUUAA